This is a messenger RNA of Penaeus indicus, 5013 nucleotides long. RefSeq lists its product as uncharacterized. The annotation marks the transcript as partial. Gene Ontology annotation, molecular function: protein binding. NCBI's taxonomy places the organism in Eukaryota, Metazoa, Arthropoda, Malacostraca, Decapoda, Penaeidae. The transcript has 2 exons. The record is from RefSeq and is a predicted model, not a curated record.
GUGACCGAAACGGAGGUCAACGCUAUUCACCUGAAGCUCGAUGCCCACAACCACCCUGACAUGCCCAUCCUCGCCUUCCGUGUCGAGUACAAGACAGCCGGUGACAACUGGAUCAACGCCCAGUCCAUGGAGUUCAAGAAAGGCGAGCCCUACGUCAUCAACAGCCUCGCCGGGGACACUCUCUACGUCCUGCGAGCUUCUGCCAAGAACGCCGCCGGCUAUUCUGACUUCUCCUCCGACUUUAUGGAAAGAACCAAGAAGAUCCACGAGUCCCAGAGUCAGAUCUCGGCCGCGAACAGCCUCUCCGCCACUGCCCAGGCCUUGGUUCCUCUGGUGUUCCUCUUGGCUUCCCUCUUGUGAGCGAUUCCGUCCUCGUUCGGCGGAGAUGAUGAUGCGUUGUAAGCCUCUCUGUUCCAUUUUUUUUUUUUUUUUUUUUUAUGCAUUUUUUGGGGGGUAUGGCAACAGUGGCGUGAGAUUUUGAUUCAUUGAAGAUGAUUAAGAAAGAAAGACAGAAAGAAAGAAAAAAAUGUCUUGUGGAAAUUAAUUUAUGUUUUUUUUUUCUGUUGUUAGACUAGUUUCACGACAUAACACGAUCACUAUUUUUUUUCUCUCUAGAAUUACGCUUUCGUUGAUUAUUUGUAUUUAUCUCAUUAAGGAAAUGAGAACCAAUAUUUUCUAUAGCAUUUUAGCAAUUUUUUUUUCUCAGAGGAAAGAUAGAAAAACAAUAUUCAAACAUUAAACGCCAAGUCACACUCAGUUAAUAUUUUGACUAAAUAAUGUAUCACAUGUACACAUUUAGUAAAAAAAAAUAUAUAUAUAUAGAUUAGAUCCAAAAUAUGUUUAUACACUCGAAACGCUCACAAAAAAAAAAUAAAAUAAAAUAAAAUAAAUAUAGUUACUAAAAUAAAUAGACGAAAUUACCUGGCCCUCCCCCCCCCCCAAUCCCAUGCCUACCCUUCCUUCAAAAAAGUACCCCCCCCCCCUUCAUAUAAAAAAUAAAUAAAUAAAAUAAUAAAUAAAGGUAGAGAAAACUUACAUAAUUACUCAGCAUCACCUUGUUGUUUGUGUAAAAUCUCUGUCAUUUUUGUAGCUGUUUUGUAGUUAUUCAUCGUGUAUUUCUAAAUGAUAUUCAGUGAGUCAGUUGACUGAUAUUUGUACUAACAUUCCACAUGUUAGAUGAAGUAGAUAUUGAUAUAUCUGUCGAUACAACUGGAGAUUUAAAAAAAAGGAAAAAAAUUAUGAAAUUUGAUCAAAAUGUCUCAUGUUCAGUAUUGAUAACGUUUUGCUUGUUUUCCUUGUUUUAUUUGUGUAAUGGCAUACAUUUGUUGUGUAAGAUAAUUGUUUUUAAAAUGCAUUAGAAAAACAAACAAAUAAACAUGGCACCUCUUGAGAACAAAACCUGAGUUUCUGAAUUUUCGCGAGAUGGAAAAAAACGCCAAAAAUAUUUCGCGGGAAGAAAAGAAAACGCUAAAUAGUUUUUCUUCUUCUUUUUCUUAAAUCGCCUAAAAAAAUCAAAGCCAUCGUUUCGUGGGCGUUUUCUGGUCUCCUGUUUGUAGUCUUAUUUAAACAAAAACUGAGCCUGAACUUUAGAUGACCAGAAAUCCCCCAAGAACGGGAAGGAAAUUUUUUAUUUUAUUUUUUGGCCAACCUGAUUCUAUUCCACAAAAUAAAGAAGAGAGAAUUUUGUGAAAGGAAAAGGAAAUUUUCACGCGAAAGAAGGGGGGCGUGGAUUGCUUCAUACUAAAUAUAGUUGGUUCAUGAAGAUGUUUCGUGAGAUGUUUUCUUUUAUUCGAAAGUUCAUUAUAUCUUGUAAUACCAUGUUAGUGAAAAGUUGUGCUUACUGAGAUGAUGAAGAAAGAAAGAAAAAAAAAAUCAUGAUUUCUUCUCUUCGUCUUCUGCAAUGUUUUCUUGCUUGGGAGUUCAGUCUUCUUUCUCUUCCUCUCUCUCUCCUUCUCUUUAUCUUUCUCGUCUCUUUCUGUUGCCUCUUUCUCUUUCUGUCUUCUCUUUCUCUCCUUCUUUUUCUCUUCCUUUCUGUCUUUUCUUUCCCUUUCUCUUUCUCGUCUCCUUCUGUCGUCUCUUUCUCUUUCUAUCUUCUCUUUCUCUCCUUCUUUUUCUCUUCCUUUCUGUCUUUUCUUUCUCUCUCUCUCUCCUCUUUCCUACUUUCAUUAAUUUUCUUGUCCUUUCUUUUCUUCCCAGGGAAAGUAGGAAGGUAUUCAUUCUUUAUUAUGAAUUUGUAAAUAAAAAGAGUGAAAAAAAAAUCUUGGAAACAAAAUUCAUGUUUACACCAAAAAUAAUGAAUGUAAGUUGUAUUUUAGAUAAAGGAACAUUUCUUUCCUUUACUUUAAGAGUAGCAUUUAAAAAAAAAAUAAAAUGACAUGAGCUACUAUGUUUCAAUUCAAAAGAAGGUAGAAAAUAAAGAUAUGUUUUAUUUACAUUGUAUGCUGUACAUAAAGGCUGAUAGUAUAUAUAUAUAUUUACCUCCUGUGGUGUAAAUGAAGAGGAUAUGCAAAUAUAUUCGCUUGCUGUUUGCUCAGUCUAAUUCUAAUGAGCUGUCUCUGCGCUUUCAUCUCUUAAUGACUUCUUUACGGAUAAGAGGAAGAGAAAGAGAGAGAGAGAGAUGAAAGAAAGUUUGCCAUCAAUAGAAAAUGGAUUUGAUUUUUUUUUAUUCUACUUUGUUUAGGCUAUUUUACGUAAAGGGUUUUCGUUUUUGAUUUUUGAUUUCGUUUAGUUUUGUUGUUCCUUUUUUCUGCACUCGGUUUGCACCACAGGAGUGUGUUGUUGUGCGUCUUAUUAAGGAAUCUCUGUACUGAUGACGCUGACCAAUGUUUAAGAAAGAAAAAAAAAGGAAAAAAAAAAGUGUUUCGUAAUCUUGUCCUCCUCACUUCCUCGCUUUAUCUCUCUACUUGUAUUUCCCUAUUUCUUUUUUUUAUCUAUCUUUAUUUUUCUCUGUGUUUCUCUCCUCUGAACUUUUUUUUUUUAAUUAUCAUUUUUUUUUUAUUAGGAAAUAGGUCAUUAUCCAGUUUGUGAUGUCUUUGAGAAUUUCGACUUUAUUGGAAGUUUUGAGGUCUUGAAUUCUUGAUUCUUGAACUAAACACCGAUAUACCUUUGAUCAAACACCUCACACUUGUCAUGUGUUUGUUGAAUCUUUUUCUUAAGCAUUUCCAUUAGAAAAAAAGAGAAAGAGAUGAAAAGAAAAAGGAAGAAGAGAAAAUAUACUACAAAAACAUUGUCUUUAUCUCAAUUUCGUUAAAAGAACAUCAAAUAAAAACAGAAGAGAAUAUGAUAUAAAAUGAAAAUUGUUGAUUUUACCCCUAAUGAUUAUUUCUCGAUUAUAUAGUCCUAAUGAGAGAGAGUGAGAGAUGCCAACAAGUAUUUCUUUCCUUCUCUCUCUCUUUUUCUCUAUUUUUUUUUCUAAUGGAUAUGAAUUAUGACAGAGAGCAAUAUGAUGACUAUGAGGAUGACUGGUCAAUGGAGUUCAGUUGAUGACUUUAUGAGUAUUAACUCGUGUAUUUAUUAUUGUCCAUCCAACUGUAGAGGACAUCAUGUUUACCUUCUUUGUUGUACUUGGCUAAAGACCUUUUAACCAAAGACUUCAAAAAAAAAGAAAUAAUAAUAAUAAUUGUGAUUUUUGUAGUAUUGUCUGUAGUUUCCUGUUUGAAUGUACUAUAUGUCAUCCUUUCCGAGAUAUUUUUUGGCCCUGUACAACAAAAAAAAUAAGAUAUUAUAUAUAGGUGUAACGAAUGGAAAGGAAGCCGAGAGGUUUUCCAAUACCUUCGAGGCUAAAUCUUUUCCUAGUUUUUUUUUCAGUUUUCUGUGCCCAUCAAUAUCUGUUCUCAUAAGCCAUGUGAUUGCAAAACAUAUUUUUUUUAGAUAAAAAAAAAGAAAGGUAAAUAGGACUUAGUACAUAAUGCUGUAAUUUAGAAAGUAACCGUGAGGGAUGAUUAUGAGACAGAACUGUUUUUUAAGGUUUGGAUGAAGGACUUCUUGCUUGGGGUUUUGCUUGUGGGUGCUUGUGCAUGCGUGGGAAUUCAGUGUCUCGGUAUGUGUGCUUGUCUGUGUGUGUGUGUGUGUGUGUCUGUUUGUGUAUGGGCGUGCGUGUUUUCUGUGCGACUGCGUGUGAGUUUGUGUAAGUAUGUGUGUGUGCUUGCAUUUACUUGUGUAUGUUCGCAUUAUUUUAAUACUGACAUUAAUACUGACAGUUGUCUUUUUUUUUCUUUUUUUAGUAAGGAUUAGCAAAGAGUGACUCCGUGUCCGAGAGUGUUUUUUGUGAUGUAGGUUCAAAGCUUUUAGCACCUGGCGGAAAAUGAUAGACAUUUAUAUAAGCAUUCUAAACUUUAAUUUAGCACACUGGACAAAAGUCGACAGGGUUACAGAAAAAAAAAUAUGUUGAUGAUAGGGCACUGCUAAUAUCUGUCUUCAAAGCUACUCUUUUCCACAAGCAUAUUCUAACAUAGAGUAUUCAUUAGUCUCAGUCUUCAAGUUAUGAAAAGACGUGCAUGUUAAGAUUUAAAAAAAAUAGAAGAGGCUUUUUAUGCGAUUCAUGUCAAAUAAAUUCUUAAAGUAGAGAUGGGAUUCAGGUGUUUCUGAACCCCCAACGACUGUAGACGGAGAUGAAUAAAAGGGUUCAUAAUGUUCGAGAUAGGAUCGGAACAAACAAGACAUCGAUCAUUUCUAUCUCCAAGACAAACGAUGAAAUCCCUUUUACUGAAAUGAAAUGAAUGAACGUGUAAACAAAUCAAAUAAAAAACAAAAUCACCACCACCAACAACAAAAACCAAUAAAUAUAAGCUUCAGAUGUACUAUCCUAGGAAAUUAUAUUUUACAAAUUUUAAGGUUUUUAAGUGUACUAAACCUCAAAGACUAGAAAUGGAAAAUGACAAGUGUUGCCCACCGAAGAGUUGUGUCUGAGUCCUGAUCACUUAUUGUCCUUCCAGCUCGUGUUCGCUCCCUCGGUGUAUAUACUGUAACAUGUUUGGCGCUCUUGCUAAACCAAUAAAAAGUGCCAGAAAUAAA